AUGAGCGUGGAGGCGUACGGCCCCAGCUCGCAGACCCUCACCUUCCUGGACACCGAGGAGGCCGAGCUGCUCGGUGCCGACACACAAGGCUCCGAGUUCGAGUUCACCGACUUCACUCUCCCCAGCCAGACUCAAACCCCGCCCGGGCAGGCGGGGCCGGGACAAGGCCAAGGCCCCCCCGGAGCGGGACAGGGACCGCCGGGACCGAUCGAAGCGCAGGUCAAUGGCCCUGAUGGCAUUCUCCAGAAUGGAGCUGUGGAUGACAAUGUGGCUAAAACCAGCCAGCUCCUGGCUGAGCUGAAUUUUGAGGAGGAUGAAGAGGACACCUAUUACACAAAGGAUCUUCCUGUGCAUGCUUGCAGUUACUGUGGUAUCCAUGACCCUGCCUGUGUGGUUUACUGCAACACCAGCAAGAAAUGGUUCUGCAAUGGGCGUGGAAAUACAUCUGGCAGCCACAUUGUUAAUCAUCUUGUGAGAGCAAAGUGCAAAGAAGUGACUCUGCACAAGGAUGGACCUCUGGGAGAGACUGUCCUGGAAUGCUACAACUGUGGAUGUCGUAAUGUCUUCCUCCUUGGCUUCAUUCCAGCCAAGGCAGACUCUGUGGUGGUUUUGCUGUGCAGGCAGCCAUGUGCCAGUCAGAGCAGUUUAAAGGAUAUUAACUGGGACAGUUCUCAGUGGCAGCCUCUGAUCCAGGACCGCUGCUUCCUUUCGUGGCUGGUGAAGAUUCCCUCUGAGCAGGAACAGCUGAGGGCAAGGCAGAUCACAGCUCAGCAGAUCAACAAACUGGAGGAGCUGUGGAAGGAAAAUCCAUCUGCAACCCUUGAGGACUUGGAAAAGCCUGGUGUGGAUGAGGAACCUCAGCAUGUCCUGCUUAGAUAUGAAGAUGCUUACCAGUACCAAAAUAUAUUUGGUCCACUUGUCAAGCUGGAGGCAGAUUAUGACAAGAAGCUGAAGGAGUCUCAGACCCAGGACAACAUCACAGUCAGGUGGGACCUGGGCUUGAACAAGAAGAGGAUUGCUUACUUCACCCUGCCAAAGACUGAUUCAGACAUGAGACUCAUGCAAGGAGAUGAGAUCUGCCUGAGGUACAAAGGAGACCUGGCCCCUCUCUGGAAAGGCAUUGGCCAUGUUAUCAAAGUCCCUGAUAGUUCUACAGAUUAUGGUGAUGAGAUAGCCAUAGAGCUGAGGAGCAGCGUGGGAGCCCCCGUGGAGGUCACUCAUAACUUCCAAGUGGACUUUGUGUGGAAGUCUACUUCCUUUGACAGAAUGCAGAGUGCUCUAAAAACCUUUGCAGUGGAUGAGACCUCAGUGUCUGGGUACAUCUAUCACAAGCUGCUGGGUCAUGAGGUAGAAGAUGUCAUCAUCAAAUGCCAGCUGCCCAAGCGCUUCACAGCACAGGGACUUCCUGAUCUCAACCACUCUCAGGUUUAUGCUGUGAAGACUGUCCUGCAGCGUCCCCUGAGCCUUAUCCAGGGUCCCCCUGGCACCGGCAAGACAGUGACAUCAGCCACCAUUGUCUACCACCUGGCCAGACAGGGCAAUGGGCCUGUCCUAGUCUGUGCCCCAAGUAACAUAGCUGUGGAUCAGCUGACAGAGAAGAUCCAUCAGACCGGCCUGAAGGUGGUUCGGCUGUGUGCCAAGAGCAGGGAGGCAAUUGACUCUCCUGUGUCCUUCCUGGCACUGCACAACCAGAUCAGGAACAUGGACAGCAUGCCAGAGCUUCAGAAGCUGCAGCAGCUGAAGGAUGAGACUGGAGAGCUGUCAUCUGCUGAUGAGAAACGUUACCGUGCCCUGAAGCGAACGGCAGAGCGAGAGCUGCUCAUGAAUGCAGAUGUGAUCUGCUGCACGUGUGUGGGAGCCGGGGACCCCAGGCUGGCCAAGAUGCAGUUCCGCUCCAUCCUGAUCGACGAAAGCACCCAGGCCACUGAGCCCGAGUGCAUGGUGCCAGUCGUGCUGGGGGCCAAGCAGCUGAUUCUGGUGGGUGACCACUGCCAGCUGGGCCCCGUGGUGAUGUGCAAGAAAGCUGCCAAGGCAGGGCUGUCGCAGUCGCUGUUCGAGCGGUUGGUGGUGCUGGGCAUCCGCCCCAUCCGCCUGCAGGUGCAGUACCGAAUGCACCCCGCGCUCAGCGCCUUCCCCUCCAACAUCUUCUACGAGGGCUCGCUGCAGAACGGCGUCACUGCAGCAGACCGUGUGAAGAAGGGCUUUGACUUCCAGUGGCCCCAGCCAGACAAGCCAAUGUUCUUCUAUGUCACCCAAGGGCAGGAGGAGAUUGCCAGCUCGGGCACCUCCUACUUAAACAGGACGGAAGCUGCCAACGUGGAGAAGAUCACCACCAAGCUGCUGAAGGCUGGUGCCAAGCCAGACCAGAUUGGCAUCAUCACCCCCUACGAGGGCCAGCGCUCCUACCUGGUGCAGUACAUGCAGUUCAGUGGCUCCCUGCACACCAAGCUCUACCAGGAAGUGGAGAUUGCAAGCGUGGAUGCCUUUCAGGGCCGAGAGAAGGACUUCAUCAUCCUGUCUUGUGUGAGGGCCAACGAGCACCAAGGGAUUGGCUUCCUGAAUGACCCCAGGAGGCUCAACGUGGCCCUGACCAGAGCCAGGUAUGGGGUCAUCAUUGUUGGGAACCCCAAGGCUCUGUCCAAGCAGCCCCUCUGGAACCACCUCCUGAACUACUACAAGGAGCAGAAGGUGCUGGUGGAGGGACCCCUCAACAACCUGAGGGAGAGCCUCAUGCAGUUCAGCAAGCCCCGCAAGCUGGUCAACACCAUCAACCCUGGUGCCCGGUUCAUGACCACUGCCAUGUACGACGCACGUGAGGCCAUCAUCCCAGGCUCUGUCUACGACCGCAGCAGCCAAGGCCGUCCCUCCAAUAUGUACUUCCAAACCCACGACCAGAUUGGGAUGAUCAGCGCUGGGCCCAGCCACGUCACUGCCAUGAACAUUCCCAUCCCCUUCAACCUUGUGAUGCCACCAAUGCCACCCCCUGGCUACUUUGGCCAGGCCAAUGGACCAGCUGCAGGCCGUGGGGCAUCCAAGGGCAAGACUGGGCGUGGUGGGCGCCAGAAGAAUCGUUUUGGGCUUCCUGGAGCCAGCCAAGCAAACCUUCCCAACAGCCAAGCAAGCCAAGAUGUGGUGUCCCAACCUUUCUCCCAGGGGCCACUGACUCAGGGCUAUAUCUCCAUGAGUCAACCAUCACAGAUGAGUCAGCCUGGGCUCUCCCAACCAGAAUUAUCCCAAGACAGUUACCUUGGUGAUGAGUUUAAAUCCCAGAUCGACGUGGCACUGUCACAGGACUCUACUUACCAGGGUGAACGUGCAUAUCAACAUGGUGGCGUGACAGGGCUGUCACAGUAUUAGAGUGUUGAGGAAGAAGAGCUAAGCUUAUGUGGAGCUUAGUUCAUCAGCAUUUUAUUCUGGGUAAUAAAAAAAAUAAAAUAAAAUGGAUACCUGUUUUCCACUGCUAAAACUGAAGCACCACUGUGUGAGAGCAACAGGAGAAAGAAACCAACCAACGGAGAGGAGAAGAGAGAAGGAGAGGGAGAGGAGCGCGAGAGCCAACUGCUAGCUCCCUGCGACCAGGAGCCUGCCCGGCGAGGAGAGAGCGCUGCAGGGCUCAGCUGAGCCCUGCUCCCCCGGCAGACACGCUCGAGAGAAGGGCCUUGAGCAGGUUUCACUUCAUUCCACACUUCUCUGUGCGAGCAGGGCAUUGCUUUUCAGAGCAGAUGGGGAGAGGAAAACCCUCAUCUCAGAGUUGUUCUCUUUGCGAGGGUACGAGUUUAGCAGAACUGUUCACGUUUUAGAAGCAGAGUAUCUGAAAGAGAGAGAGAGGAAAAAAAGAGAGAGGGGAGAGAGAGAGAGAAAGCUCCUGACCAAGUGACAGCCAGCCCAGCAGCAACCCAGCAGGACAUAGCUGAUGCUCAACUCUGAGAUGCAGGUUUUGUUGUCCAACACUGGCUCUGAAAUCCAAGUGUCAUCGUGUCGCCCACAUCCUGAAGGGGUCUUUCGUGGCGAGGUGGCUUUCAAGAGAUUCUGGCAAAGGAGCACUGCAUUGAUUCUGUUCUUUUACAAGUUUGUCUCUGAAUUCUUAGUGGUGGACCUGGGAGAUCCUUGU
This is a messenger RNA of Indicator indicator, 4111 nucleotides long. RefSeq names its product UPF1 RNA helicase and ATPase (gene UPF1). The transcript has 24 exons. Gene Ontology annotation, cellular component: cytoplasm. Gene Ontology annotation, molecular function: ATP binding; zinc ion binding; RNA helicase activity. NCBI's taxonomy places the organism in Eukaryota, Metazoa, Chordata, Aves, Piciformes, Indicatoridae. Gene Ontology annotation, biological process: nuclear-transcribed mRNA catabolic process, nonsense-mediated decay. Bases 1 to 3357 code for a protein of 1118 amino acids. The record is from RefSeq and is a predicted model, not a curated record.